AGAAAUUAAGGUUGACUUUUGGUGGGAUUAUCGGUUGCCUUUCUUCUUCCUUUGCUAUAGGAAUUCUUGGGGUGUUAUUUUGAGGGAUAUCAUGGAUUCUUUUCUUUGGGUAGUGUUGAUAUAAUAAACUAAGUUUUACCAGAAUUUCCACUUCUGUCAUUUCUUUGCUUUUAAGCAAGGAAUUUAGUUGAUUGAACAUUCUUUAUGCAUAAUUUAACCAAUUCUUAAAUAGUGCAUCUGUAUGUGUUGAUACACUUUCUUGUGAUGGGUUGGUUGAGUUUUUCUUUAAAAUUGGUCUUGUAAUAUUCUUCUUUAUUUGAGGGAGUAGAACCAGGUAUUAGCAGUUUCAUAGGUCAUAAAUGAAAUCACUAUUCAGAGCAGGUCCUUCAAAGGCAGAGAAAGGAGCGGAGGACACCAACUUACGGUUUCAUAUCCCGAAAACAUGGAUCAGAAGCACACAACAGAAGCAGUAGAACACAGAAAUGGCGAAUAUGCACUUAUUAGAGAUGCAGAAGACCCACAGCUGGGAUUGUAUGAUAAACCUCUUCCUUGCUUUGGCUGUGGAAUAGGGUGGUUUUCUCUUUUGCUAGGAUUUGUUUUCCCAUUGAUGUGGUAUUAUGCCACCAUUCUCUACUUUGGAAACUACUAUCACAAAGAUCCUAGGGAGAGAGCUGGACUUGCUGCCUCUGCAAUAGCUGCAUUGAUAUGUACAAUUGCUGUGAUAAUCACAAUAGCUGUUCUUGUAUUCUAGUUGUUGCCACUGCAAUCUGUAUCUUUACCAGCACUGAAGGAGCUUCCUCAAACAUAAGGUGGGACGAUGAUAUGUAGAAUUCUGAUAGAGUUUCUAUCAUGUAGUUCUAAAUCUGUAACGAGGGCUUGAAAAGAACAAAUAAAACAAAGGAAAGAAAAGAAGAAUAUACUACCACCUCGAAACCAUUGAAGGUUCAGUUGUCUGUGUUGUAGCCCUCUUUAGUCUUGUACAUAACACAAAAUCUAUAUACUGCAACUUUCAAGAAUGGAACUGUGUGAUACUUAUUUUAGGGGAAUUUAA
Messenger RNA from Theobroma cacao (cacao), 1051 nucleotides. RefSeq names its product large ribosomal subunit protein eL20z-like. NCBI's taxonomy places the organism in Eukaryota, Viridiplantae, Streptophyta, Magnoliopsida, Malvales, Malvaceae. The record is from RefSeq and is a predicted model, not a curated record.